Vollenhovia emeryi is the source of this 18707-nucleotide messenger RNA. RefSeq lists its product as uncharacterized. Gene Ontology annotation, molecular function: zinc ion binding; DNA binding. Lineage: Eukaryota; Metazoa; Arthropoda; Insecta; Hymenoptera; Formicidae. The coding region runs from base 1083 to 17516 and encodes 5477 amino acids. The record is from RefSeq and is a predicted model, not a curated record. The transcript has 9 exons.
AAGAAUGAGCGUCACUGCGACCUGGGGAGUUUCGGUCGGCGCGCCGACGACGGUUGGCGGCACCGUCGCUCCGCGGGGCAAGGCUCCACGGGCGACGGCUGCUCAGUUAGGGAUCUCGGUUGCAUCGUGUCGGUUCACCGGACCUACGUGCGAUCGCAAGCGUAUACGAGGGAGAGCCAAGGCGCGCACACACCCGCCGCGCGCGCUCUCUCCCUCUUUCUCCCUCCCCCUCUCUCUCUCUCUCGCUCUCUCUCCCUGCGCCGCCCAUCGGCUCUCGGCCGUGUCGCGCGGAGAGUCGUCGAGUUUUCGGCGGUGCGGACGUUACGGAGGGCCCCCGCACACCGCACGCGUUCGGCCGCGCGCUCCUCCGCAUCGACCGUGUGCCAGGACAAGUGCGCGAACGGAACCCGGAGUUGGGUGAGAAGGAACGAACGGCCGGAAGUAGGAAAGCCGUCGCGCGGCGGACGUGCGCUUUUAUUCCUCCCUCCUACCAUCGCGCUCGCUCGUUCUCUCGCUCCCUCUACCUCUCCCCGUCUCUCUCUCUCUCUCUAUCUCCCUCGCGCGUUCUCUCCUCUGUGUCCCGCGUCGAGUUCUCUCGUCGACGGCCGUCGGGUCGCGCCGCGCUGCGCGUCGUGUCGUGUCGUGUCGCGUCCGAGCCAGAAGAGAGAGAGAGAGACCCGUCGCGCCUCGGCCGCUCGGCGAGCCGCGCCUCCUGGACUCGCGCGCCGCCGAGAGCGAGAAGCAAAAAAAAGGGGGGAAAGAAAGAACGGCCGCCGCGCCGUCCGCCGCGGGUGACAGUGACAUGUGCGUUGCUCCAGUGCCGUGCACCGCUGCUGCACCGUCGCCGUCGCCGUGGCCGUACGCCGGAGUAGCUGCCUGCCGCCUGUCCGCUGCGCUGACUGUGACCGUGACUGCCGCCGCCGCCACCGCGCUGCCGUUACCGCCGUGCCACCUCGCAACCGGAGCCGCCGCUGCCCGUUGCCGUUGCCGUUGCCGUUGCGAUGCGCCUCGUCGACGAUGCCGCCGCCCGCCGCGAGAUGCUAACUAAAUGAUGAUGCUGAGGGAUUCAACUAAGGGCAAGCAUGAGGGAAAGAACACCCUCGGCCGACGACACCCCGAAAAGGGCCCCACCGGCACCCAGCAGAGAGGCGGCUUCGGCGGACGUAGCUGGUAGCGAGACACCGAGCGACGAUACGGUCGAGGGUUAUCACACGGCGAAGUUGUCCGGCAUCCCUUCGGUAUCCGACUCGGCGUCGUCGUCCGAUAGAAUGGUAGCGUCGACGCAGAGCUUGGAGGAUCUGGCCGUCAACCAUCCCGCCAACGCGGCAGGAAGCAACGCCGACCGUCAGCAGCAUCAACAGCAGCAGCAGCAGCAGCAGCAGGAACGUUACGGUCACGCCUACAGAUCGUCGGCGCAGACCGCCCAGGAUAAGCGGUCGCGGCUGAGCAAUGUGAUCAACAACCUGCGCAAGAAGGUGCCGGAUGGAGCCGUCAGUGGAAACUCGGACUCGCCCAGGAAGGAAGAGGACGAUCGGAAUAGCGUCGAGAGAAAUCUGGAGACUCUAGAGAAGUACGUGAUGACGGUGCUGAACGGCGUGAUCAAGGACGAGGAGGAGGACAAGAACGCGGAGAAGACAAAGGAGCUGGAAAGGCAGAGGGAAGGUGCUGACGACGAGGAGGAAGAAGAGGAGGAGGAGGAGGAGGAAGAAGACCCGACAGAUACAGCGGUUAAAUCCGAGCCUUCGAGCGAGGGUGAUAUCGAAGCAGCCGUUGUGCCGCGGUUGGCAGAGGACUCCUCGAUGGUUGAAAACGCCGAAUCCUCAGAGACUACAGACUGCUCGGAUAUAAAGAGAACGGCAGAGGAGAGUCUGCAUUCGGAGAUUGGAGUUAGUCAAGAUUCAAAGCAGCCUCCCUCGAGGAUGGAGGAAGAACGUCCGAACGUUGAGGAGAAGGAAUCGUCCGAGGAUGAUCCAAGUGUUUCGAGAGAAAACGAGGAAAGUCGUACACUGAGCACGAUCAUAAUGGACAGGUUGAGCGAGCAUCAGGUUGAGGAGAGGGCAAACGUGGACGACGGCAGAGGAAGCCGAACGCGUGACGAACACGCAGUCUCGGAAAACAUCGAGGUGCGAGCGAUCUGCGGCGAACUGGUGGACGAUCUGUUGAGCGACGUUUGUCGUACGAUUGACGAUCACGAGAACGAAAAGGCCGAGGAGUGCGAGAAGCCGAAGAAGACCGUCGCGACCAAGUCGAGGGUGGAAGAGGCCAAAGACUCGAGCGUUCAGGAGUUGCCCGUGACGGGGCUGCAUUGCAGCCUACCCUUGGAUAAGGUCGCGUCGGUGCUUCAAAACUGUCAGGCGGGCGAAUCGGUGGCCUCGCGACUUUCCUCGGGAUCGCCGUUGGUUCCUCCUCCGCCGACGCAGAAGUCGAAGCCGUCGUCUUGCACCACUCCACCGGUUAGACUUCUCUGUCUCUAUUGCGACAGGAAGUUCCUGUCCAUGUCCCUGCAACAACGACACACGGAGAGGGCGCAUCAGCUCGGGGGUGGCAGGAGAUCCGGGAGGAACCUCCGGAAGCCCUCGCAGAACUGCCAGUACUGCUCCGAGAAGUGCGCCGACACCCUGGAGGCGUUGUUCCAACACAUGGUCGGUAGCCACGGGGAUAAGUACCACGCGUGCGUUCAUUGUUCGACGAGGUAUCCCACCCGGGAAGCUCUGGUGGUACACAUGGGCGAGACGCACGGAGGAAGCGCCGAGAGAAUCAGCCAGAUUCAGUCGGAGAAGAAUAUAGAAAGCUCGUCCCCCUGCAAAGAAUUGUGUAGUCAAAAUCUACGUGAAAAGGUGAACAUGUCGGUUCGAGAAAGAAAGUCCGAAGAGAAGGAACCGGAGGAUCAAGGCGACAGUCGGCGGGUGGCCGACAGCAGCCGGACGAAACUCAUCGCCAUGCGAGAGCCCAUCGACAAUCCGGCCAGUCCCGAAUUCGACAGUUCCUUCUACAGCAACGUGAGCUGCAACAUCCGCGAGAACCUGCUGCACCAUCUAGACGGCAAGCUGCAGACGAUGAGCGGCCCGUCGACGACUACGACGACGACGACGACGACGACGACGAUGACGUGCACGCCAUCGAUUGUUACCUCAAGCUCGACGGCAGGGACGACGACGACCGAAUCAAAAUCACCGCAGCAACAACCGCAGCAGUCGUACUUCGAGCACAGCGUCAAUCAGAUCCAAUUUCCCAUCGACAUCUCGCUGACCGCGGUCACGCCGGUUUACAACAAAGAGUACUCUGCCAGCGAGGAGUACGAGAACUCGAGCGAACACGCCCGGAAGCCCGGUAAAAUGAGCAGCGGCUCGCGACCCCGCCGGGUCUCCAUCGAGAAGUACAACUUUCCGCGAAAGUACGACGGCAGGGAGCAGUGGACGUGCUCGAUCAAGGACCUCAGCAAGUUCGACAUUUCCACGCAGCUAUCACUUCGGAAGAAGCAGCAGCUGAUCAAGGAGCGGCACACCAUCAGCAGACUGCAUCAGACCCCGUUGAUACCUUGCGAGACCACUGAGGUGUCUCUUCGCGAUCAGGAACAGUCCGAGUCUGUCGCGAAAGCGGCAGCGAGUAAUCAGGAUAACGCUGAUGCGAGCUGUGUGGUCGAUGCGGGUGCCGGGACUCUCGAUGUCGCCCGCUGCGACGUUGGCGAACCGCUCCUGAGCGAGAUCAAAAAGGAGACGACCGAAUUGUCCGUGACUACGACGUCGUCGAGUUCGGCGAUCAUCACGGAAUUCACUAGUGAAUUUGCAGACUUUAUGAGACUGAGGAGGUGCGAGGAGGGCGACGACAAAGUGGCCAGUGCUCAGGAAAUCGUUCAUGCUGAGCUGAGCGGCGAAUGGUCGCGAGCGCGGACCUACAUCUGCGGGGCCUGCGGCUCCAGACACGUGACGCUGAAGGAGAUGGAGGAUCACAAGGCUUCCACGCAUCCGCGCGUUCUGUGCUCACACUUUGAGCUGACCGGCGAUCAGCGCGAGUACUACAAGCACCUCUAUCUGCCGGGACAAGAGGCGCCCACCGAGGCGGCACGCAACGCCUGCCUCACGGAGAUGGUAUGCACCAAGUGCGCCAAGAGCUGCCCGAACAUGGGCGAGCUACAUCGCCACAUGCUGGAGUGCGGUGGCGAUCAGGCCUGGUUGCUCGGCCUCACCGGUAGCGGCAAGAAGAAGUGCAAGUGGCGGCCGUUCGGCAGCCGCAGCCGUCGACGGCGUCAGCGCGGCAUGAAGAGGAACAUACAGAACUCGCAGACCCAGCCGCGGAUCAUCAACGUGGAGCGACCUAAGGAGAAGCAGCCGUCGACCGGCCCUAGAGUCCGGCCGAGCGACCGCGAGAGUAUCCAGAAAAUGCUCGCCAAUCUGCCAGCUAAAAGAGCCACGCGGAAGGUUCUGCAGGACAGUAUGUUGCGAUCGCAGGGCCGGCUUCGUAACGUGCAGACUAGAACGAGGCCUCGCAUGAUCGGCGAUAACUCGUCCCGAAUUUCACGUAACAAAGCCGCCCUGAGGAACAAACUGCUGAAGAACGCCAAGUCGAUUCAACGGAAUCGCUGUCGGAGCGACAACAUCGCCGCGGUGAUCGAGAGCGUCGUGAGGAAAUGUCACGAGACCGAGAAGAAAUCGGAUGGCGAUAGCAACAAAAGCACCGAGAACGAGAGUAGGAAGGAUGCCAAAGAGGCGAACGAAGGUUCGUCGAAGGCGACCAGCAAGACUUCGGACCAAAAUGAUAAAACUGUUCGACCGAGAGUUGUUGGACGACCUAAAGUCCUCGGUAAGAGGAGGAACGUGAAGAAUCCGCAACUUCAAAGCAAAAGCCGUAACAAGCUGGCGAGAGCGAUGAGUAAGUUCGCCAAGUUCAAGAACGGCACUACAUCCGAGAUGAAGGGCGAAGGCGAGGAGACGUCCUCCCCAAAGAGUACACCAAAGAACGCAAAGACGACGCCGAGGGCGAUUGACAAGGACGACGAUAAUCUCGAUAGCACGAAAACGCCAACGAUUCCUGGAGUAAAGAGCAAAAAUAAAUCGAUGCAAGGUAUACUGAAGAAAAAGCGCCCUAUAGAUCCAGUAGCAUCCUUGAAUGCGUCUAUUAAGGCAAAGUCGCAGUUACGAACGCAUGACGGCAAGUUCGCUCGCAAUCCGAAUAAGAGCUUGGCAGGGAAAUUUUCGGAAACGAAAACGGACGACGAACGGAAACACAAGGCUGCCGACGCGAUCGAAAUCAAACCUAAGCUGAAAGCGACGCAGAAGUUGAAGAAAGCUGAGGUCCAGCUGCCACGAAGAGUCACCCGGCUGUCAUCGGAUAGUGACAAGAUGCCAACUUUGGAACCAGUCAUGCAGAUCGUUUCUUCCAACGAGGAAUAUGCCGAUAAGUCGGCGAACGAUCUGCCUAUCUUGUCGCCAGUAACGUCGGGGUCUCUUCAGAAUCAAAAAUCAUCCCGAAUAUCUACAAAGUGCGCUUUGAAGGAGAAAGAAGGUGAUGUCGAGGCUAAUCUCGAGGCUGUUCCUGAAAAUAGCAGAAAGGAGCAGAAAUCAACGAGAGGCAGAAAGCCGAAAGAGAAAACAAAAGACAUGACGAAACAAAAGAAAAUUAAUACAGUUGAAGAAAAUAAAGUUUCCAAAAAUAGCAUAGCAGCCUCAAAAGACGAUAAGAUAAAAGGUAGGAAGAGUUUAUCGGUUGUAAGUACUAAUAGCAGCGAAAGUAGCAAAGAAGAGACAUCAAAGAGAGAUACAGUCGCUAAAAAAGAUUCUAAAUUGAAGAAGGAAGAAGCAACGAAGGAAACUCGAGGCAGCUUAAAAACCAGAAUAGAUAAAGAUUCUAUGAAAUUGUCGGACAUACCAUUCGAGGUGAAGAAACUGCUGGGUUCGGCUAGCAAGGAGGAUCUCCUGAGUACAUUGGAACUCGCGUCUAACGAUUCGAAACGCAGCCUGAGGCAAUUGACACCGAGAUCAAAAAUGCUUCAAGCGAGUGACAAGAGUCCGCGGGAACUCGAUGACGAAUCGGACGGAUCGAAGAGCGCGAGUAAGAAGGAGAAGAUUGAGCCGUUUAGAAAAUCGCCCAGGAAAAACAUCGAGAAGAAGAGUGACGAUAAGAAGACAAGUCCAGAGAAGGAUUCGGCUGGUAACGCGACUGCGGCGCAAAACGAAAGAAGUCAACAGGGUAAAAGAGACAGAACAGCGAAAACGAAGGAGGUUGCGAUUGAUGUGGAAGCUAAAACCGAUGGCAGGCAAACGAGAGGAUCAUUGAGCGAUGCCAAAAGCGAGCUUUCUUUGGAAAUCGCAAGCGAUAGCUCUCGGAAAGGUAGCGGCUUGCUAGGAAAACGUCGCAGUCGUAACAAAUCGAUUGACGAAGAUAAAGAAACUAACACGCGCGCGUCCAAAGAACAGAGUAGCAACGAAAAUGUCGUGUCAAGCGAGAAGGAAGUCGAAGAAAAGCCCAAUAAGAUUUGUAAGAAGAACACUGAAGGCGGGGACGAUAAAAAUUCCGAUGAUCGCUUAGACUCAACGGUAGUUAAUAUCAAUUUGAGCCACUUGCAGUCGGAAACGAGCAACUUGUCCAUCGACAGCGGCAAGGAAAAUUCCCUGGAAACUUCCGUGAACGUUCACACCAAGGUGAAGGUAGGGAGACCUAAAAAAACAUGGGGCGCGCGUCGCGAGAAAUCAUCGAGAAAGAGGUCCUUGAACAACGUCAUCGGUAUUCUGACGGAAGGCAUGAAUAUCCCCAUAGAGGCGCAGCAGAACGUGCAGGUGCUCACGGUACAGACCAGUCUGGACAAUCCGGACAGGGUAACGCGAAACGGAAGCGCGCAACAACCGAACGGUGGCGAGGGCAACGUAAUCGCGGACUCGGCAUUCAGCGAGCUAUCGGUUCUCGCCAAGAGCGAAGGAGAAUCCGCUGAAAACGAGACCGUUACAGCAACGAGUACGACCGAUAGUUCUCACGCAGGUAAGAACGCUCGUGCUUGUCCUGAUGAAAUGCAGGUUGAGAAUGCCUUCGUCGACGUGCCAUCGAAAGCCACCACUCCUAAAGCGUGUUCGCCAGCUAACGACAUCAUUCUCGAUCUGUCCAGAAGAAAACCUAAGGGCAAGGGCUCAUUCUUAGAGAAAAUUGUGUCGAAGAUAGCGAAGCAGAAGGACGCUCUGCUAGAAGGUGAAGUAGGUUCCUUGCUUGACACUGCGGCCGAUGAGUUGACCAGCAUCCUCGACGAGGUUGGGCCUACUUUGGCUGAUAACGCGGAGAAUGCAAAUUUUGAUGAGGCAAGCCAAGCCUCGAAAAACAAAAAUGUGAUGGUUAUAUCCUCUGAUAAGGAACUGCUGGUUGUUGAUUCUAAAAUUCGAGCGUUAGAAGAUGACGAAACCAAUGAGAAUGCGAUUUCCAAAAAUUCAACGGAUUCUUUAGAAACUUCAGACAAUCUCAAUGAAAACUUGGCGACCGAGACGCAAAGCGAGAAUCAAACUGAAAUUGACGGUGUUUCAGGUGUUGAGAUGAAGAGUGACGAGCACGUAGACAGAAAAGUCGGUAACGCAUUGCGUUCCGUUGAACAAUCGCAUGCUGAAUUUUGUGAGAAUAAAUUGAUAACGAAUAAAGAAGCAGUUAUUCCCAUAGAAAUUCCAAAUGAAAGUCCUGCAUCAUUGACCGAUAUUUCAACUUCGUUAAUUAUAACGCAAAAAGAAAAUUUCGAAAAACUUGAACGAAAGAAACGUGUUACAAAAUCCAGAAGAAAAUCCAAAAGAUCAUUGGAGAGUGCGAGCUGUCCUAGGAAAAGUAAAAAGAAACGGGUAAAAAUCGAUAAAGAAGAAGAUAAGAUUCAGAAAGAACUCCGAUUGAACAACAUCAAUUCCAAAGGCGCAUCUAGUGUUGGAAAUAAAUUUUCAAAAAAAGAGAGCAGCAUCAUGGAGACUUCAAACGCAGAUACCGAAAUGGGAAAAUCAAAAUUACCUCAAUAUAGCGAAUACGAAAUCAUCAAGGAUGAUUUGGAUCCGUCGAGUUCAAAGAAGGACCUUACAAAAGCUAAUGAUGAAUCGAAUCUACCAAAAUGUACGGAUCCUUUAGAAGUAGCUUGUGAAAAUGUGAAGUUAACGGUAAGUCUUGAAGAAUCCAUUGACAAAAUAAUUUCCGAUAAAGAUGCUGUUGUUCAGUCGGCAGAAUUGAUCGAAAAAAGCGCUGAUUUCUCGAUAUUAUCUUCAGAUAGAAGAAAUGGAUCUGGAAAAUUUGCGAAUGAUACUCAGAAAAAGGGUCAAACCGGUACGCCUUCGUCUAAGCGUACAUCAAAAAGAAAAUCGCAAACUGCCUCAUCAGUAACUUCUCCGCCAAAUGCUACUACAGACGAUCUCCAAAUUUCCAUAAAACCGAUUGACGAAACUGAAAAAGUACCAUCUUCGUCGUCCACUGCGAGAGAACAAUCUUCGGAAUCAACUGAUGUGCAGCCGACGAAAGUUGGGUCAAUUAACGAAGACUCGGACGUUCCUUUAGAAAAAUUACUGAAUUCAGCGGAAGUAAUGUCUGGGAGGCAUAAAGAGACACGAAGUACAAAUGAUUCGCAAAAUUCACGUCUUGUCAAUUCGACGCCUUUAAAAACAACGAAGAAACGUGGCGCGAAGAAAAAGUCAUUGGCCGAUGAGCAUCUAGAACUACCGGAAGACAAGCCUGCUGAAGUUGCUCCGAAACACAAUGACGAAUCCAGUAUCGCAGAUUCUAACAAGCAGCUAUCCGUUAGCUUGGAGAACUUCAAAAUACCAGAAGUGAAGGAUCUGCCGCAGAGCGGGAAGAAACGGAAUCCGAGAAAGAAACCGCAGCCCGAGGAUGGUCGCUGGAACGGCGGAAGCGUUACCGAAGAGUCUCGGGUAAACGAGGAACCCACGGAAAUCAGCGAGAUGUCCAACCUGGUCGAUGAGAAAGUCGAAGAACCAGAAGAAACGGAAAAAUGUGUUGUGGGAGAAGAAUCGAGCACGAAGAAGCUUGGAAGAUCGAGUUCUUCAGGUUCGAUCGGGCUUAUUUCAUCUCCAGCCAAGACGAGAUCUAUGUUGAAGAAAAAAGCACAGCUCUCGAGCGAGAACCUUGCCGAUUCCAGCAUUCAAAAUCCGAGUACCGAAAGUACGGACGACCUGUCUGAGAGCUCGUGCGCCAGCGAGUCUAGCUACUUCAAGAAGAAGCGAUUCGCGAAGAAGAAGAGGAAAGAGGAGACGGUAGUUGAUGAUAACACGCGUCGUGACGACGUUUCUCUCACAGAUUCGACAGCUCUGAAGAGCGAUAAGCAAAAUCCAACAAAAGAGACGAGCAAAGCCAAAUCAUUGCUCGACGAGCAUCUUGAUCUCUCCGAUGCGGACGAUAUCGAUAUUCCGGUGGACAUCCAAGCUUCAUUAGAAAAUACAGAAGCGUUGGAGAACAUCGAACGAGAGCUCGCUGAAAAAUCUUCGGAUCUGCAAAACGAAGGCGCGGACAAAACGAUGGACGAUACAGAGGACAAAGAUUCGGACGCCUUAGAACGACCGGCAUCGAAUACUCACGAUUCUCCGGAUAAUCCGGUCACCCCGAAGAAACGCGCAGCUGGCAACUUCGUGGUGGUGCACACGAAGACCGGCGAGAUCCUGAUCGUGGAAAAGAGAAAGAAGCUAACGAAGGAGGCGGCGAAAUUUUUCUGCGACGUGUGCGCUACCAGCUUUACCCGCAAGAGUUCCCUGAAGAAGCAUACGUCGUCGCAAUCGCAUCUAUCGCAAUUGGCAAAAUCCACCAAAGAUAAAAUCGAGCCUGUUAACACAUCGGAGAGCGCUGAAGAGUACGACAACGAGUGGAAGAGUAAUCAAGAGAAUGAUCAACAGAUGGAGAGCGCUCCAGAAGACGCUGGAUCUCAUGGAAUCGUACAAAAGUCUUUGGGACCGGACGAGAGUUACAUUUCUUACGCAGUUAGCACAGAAUCGACGAAACCUCUGGUGGAUCUUGGAAACGCAAGACAGACGUUGGAAGAUAAGCUGCUAGAUGAGGAGAUUUGUAAGAUCACCGAGAACAUGAGUCACGACGAGUAUGUUCUGACCGAUCAUUUGACACCGGAAGAGUCGAUGUUGUUACCGACACCGAUCAAGCCUGUUCAAAAGAAGCAGGAGGAUUCGGGACGAGGCAAGAACACUGAGAAGAAGCGAAACAAGUCGAAGAAGAGGAAUCUCGCGGAGGAGCAUUUGAUCUUGGACUCUCCCGAAUUGGAAACAUCUAAAAUCGACUCGAAUGAGCUUUCAAAAUCAACUAACGACGUCAUGCAAAUUUCCUCGCCAUAUUGCGACUAUGCUUCGACAAAAGAAACAAUGGAAACGAUAGAAAAGAUCGAAGAUGUUUCUAAAACGUGUGUAGAUAUUAAUGAAAUAAAGAAUCAGUCAGAAUUAAUUGUUAAUUGUUCGAAUGAAGAGACAAGUUCAAAAUCAGCAUAUGAUAUUGACACGAAAGCUGAACAGCGAACAGAAUCUAGGACCACGAGGAGAACGCUGAGAAAACUCGCCAAAGUGGAUAACGAGGGAAAAGAAGAGACUUCAGGUUCCACUGAGACGAAUCGGUUCAGUCUAAGACCCAGAAGAAGUAAAAACAUCCAGCACUACGAGGAGUCUGACGUCGAAACUGACGUGUACUUUAUAGACACGUCUAUGGAGAAUAACAGCGACGAGAUCGAAAAUAAUCGUGAUGCACAAAAGGAACAGAACGAAGUGAAAGAAGACACGAACAGGAAUGCAUUACAGGAAAAGACACACGAUGACACUGAAGAUAAGAAUCUCCAGGACGCGGAAGUUGCAAAAUCAAAGACAGACUCGACGAACGACAGUAAGAAAAGGAAGCGCGGCAGACCGAGGCUUAAGGAUCGAAUUGUUCCGAAUUCCGAUAUCGCUUCGGCUCACACAAAACCCGAAGUUAACGAGAGUGACGUUGUUGCUACGGGCAAUCUUGACAAAUCAAAAAUCGAAGAUCAAAAAUUAGAUACCAAAGAGUGUCUUGCCGAGACCGACAUCGCGCCAUAUAUUGACGCAAGUGCCCAGCCUCCCAAACGGUGUAGGGGCAGACCUAGGAAGAAUCCUAUACCAAUUGCAAACAAUUCUUCAGUACAAGCAGAUAGUUUGAGUGCUUCCGAAUCGACGAAAUCAAAUCAUGAUGAAGUGAGAGAAGAGACAGACGCGAUUGAAUCAUGUUCCAAGACGAUUAUCGAAGAAAUUGCAUCCAUCAGUUCUUUGAUACCGAACGCGGAGUCUUCGCCUGCCGUUCAAGAGCACGCUCCGGAAUCAAGUUUAUCGGAAACGAAGAAAGAUAUAUUAAAUGCUGAAGAGGCUCGAAGCGUAGAGUCGAGCAUUUCUGAAGAUCAACUGCAGAAAACAGAACGUACGGAUAUUGAAACAGACGAUACCGUACUUAUAAAGAAGCAAGAAUGCAAGAAUACGUCUACCUUCAACAUUCCGACGGAAACAGCCGAAAUAUCAACGUCAUCAGAAGUGAACACAAGUGUUGACAAGUGUAUGCCAGAAGACGAUCACAACGACGAUACGAGCGUGAAUAUUUUAACGAAUCUAACGACCGAGUCUUCAACCGAGCUGUCUCCGCAAAUUGCCAAACAAGUACCGAUCGAUAAUUUGAAGCCAAUUGAAUCGAAAGCAGUCGACACCGAUGAGAGCUUCAUGGUUCAGAAAUUAACACCCGUCUCGGAAGAGAAACAAGCAAAAUCAGAAGAGCAAUUCCUCGAAGAACAAGUUCCCGAAGCAAAGCUUUCGUCAGGCUCGGAAGAGAGCGAGGACGAAACUUUAGUCAGUGACGAUAAAUCUCUUCCCAACGAGAGUUUCCACGAACCUCAGAAGAUGACAGAUGAUUUAGAGAAUGAUCCAGCGACGAUCGUUUGCGACGAAAAAGCGACUCGGCUGGAAUCUAACAAGAAAUUGUCCAGAAAGUCGACGAGCAAGGAAAGGGAAACUGAUCGCAAAAGACCGAAAACAUCCAAAGGCAAAAAGAAAAAGGCCAAAGUCACUGAACUGUUGAGUGACAGCGAGAACGAGGAUGACAGAAUCGAAUCUGUUGCUUCGAGCAAGAGCAAGAUCGUGAAGAGCGUGUUCGGCCGAGUGUUCGGCGGCGAGAAAGUGGAUAAGGUGAAGGAAGUGCUGAAUGACUGGGUAUCACGGUCGGAAGACGACUCGGACAUGUCUAGGAGUGCCUCGGAAGCGAGAUCCUAUCUGCGCGGACCGACAAAGUUCCCCGAGAACGGACACAAGAAGGAAAAGAAGUGUCAUCCUAGCAUCGAAACGAAGAAGGAUAGCGAACGAUCGCCCAGAAAGAAAGGUAACGAUAAGUGCAGCGGUGAGGCUCAUGGGAAAGCGAAGAAUAAGAGGAAGCGAGAGAAGGAUGUCAAAUCAAUGCCCGAGGAUCGUAUCAAGUCGCCCGUCAAUCCAACCAAGCGAAAACAUAGAGAGAGCAAGAUCAGAGCGGACGAGAAGAUUCUGAGAACCUUCGAUGACGAGUCGCCGACUGUUAUGGACGAGGAUGACAAGAUUAAGGGAACGAGUGAGGAGAUUAACAAUGAACUGAACGACAAGGAAACGAAGAGACAUCAUGAAAAGGAAUUGAAUAAGGAGCGGACUAAGGAUAAGAAUUUGAUCUCCGAAAACUGGGAGACUCUUCGAGACGAUCACAACGCUCAUGGAAAGUCGAAAAAUAGCUCCAGCCAUCGUAAAAAGCAGGAUGUUAAAGAGCGUUCUUCCUCGCCAUCGCAGCUCAAUAUGUUCAAGUGCAGACGGAGGGAGAGCAAGACCAGAGCCGGCGAGAAGAUCUGGAGAGCCUUUGACAACGAGACCUUGUCGUUCCUGUCCGACGAUCAAGAUUUCGAUGAGGCAUGCGGGAUUUCUAACGAGCAGGAGAGCGAGUUUUACGAACCUAAAAACCUGAAUCGUUCGGAUAAUUCGAAGAGUGUUAAACAAAAGGACGACGACGCUUGGAAAAACGUCAGUUUGAUAGAUCAGCAACAGAGUGGGGUGUACAGUGGACGCGGGAGAUCCAGAAAGGACUCGAACAAUUGCAAGAGACCGGAUUCCAACGUGAUUAAAAUAAGCAAAGCGAAAACGAACAAGAAGCUCUCAAGAGAUUCUGAAGAUACUCGAUCUAUUCCUUCGAGAGAUCGGGAAACAAAGAACGAAACGCAAGACGAUCAAACUAUGCGAUCUACAAGCGAAUCGAGGAAUCGAACAAAAACUUUAAUCAGGGAUAACGCUUAUGAGUCUUUCGUCUACGGUGACUCGGUUGUUUCGAAACACGUGAAUAAAGAUCAAGGUAAUUUACUAGCACAUUUAGACCGAUCAACGAGUUCCAAGAAGAACAAGAAAUGGAUCGUCAACGAGGACUGGAAACAUUCAGCGAGAAAUUUAGAAUUCGAUCAGGAGGAUGAUCAGCCGGCCGAGAAAAAAGUUAGACGAAAGGACGAGGAGUCGGCGCCGUCGUCGCAUAGUUGCAGCACUUUAGCGGCCGAGGGAUCAAUAAUGAAGAAUCAAUUGGCGGAUCUCGAUGGCAAUUCUCAGACGAAUCGAAAGUCCGACGACAAUGACAACGACGAGGAGGAAGAGGAGGAGGUGGAAGAGAGUGACAAUGAUCUCGGACGACAAAGACUGUCACCGUUCUAUGCUCGCGAGACUCCCGAUAGCUCGAUAGAAAACAGCUCCAAUGAGGAAGAGGAUGAAGAAGAGGAAGAAGAAGACGAAGAGCGUCUAACGCACGAGGAUAAUUCUAGGAAGACGAACCCUAACGAAUUUUCCGGGGAGAAGAUCAUUAUUAGAUCGCCGUCGUCGGGUCACAGAUCGGAUGUGGUGACGAUCGCGCCCACGGACGCGAUCGAGGACAACGCGUUGGAUGUGCCGAGAGAGAUCGAGUCGACGAUGGAGUCGCGGCAGGGCAAGAUCCUCAACUUCGACGAGGAGCUUUUCGUGGAGUGUUGCUCGAGAUUGAAGGCCACCAGCGAGAACGAGUUGAGAGGCGCGAAGAAGAUUAAGCUGGAUCACACCGAAUCGUAUCACAGACGGGACGAUCAACCGCAGGGAUUCAGGGUUAACAGAGACCGAUGGAGGGACGUGGAGAGCCAAAAUAGUCUCGGUAGUCUUCUGGAAUCAGUGAAUCAAUUGCUCGGCGAGGAGAUGUACAACAGCCACGACAGAAGCUAUCGAACACGUGGUAGCGAACGUUCGAGCAGAUCGGCCAGCCCGGAUGCGUCGCGAGUCGACAAUCUCGGCUAUGAGGACAGUUUGGACGUGGCUUUCGAGCACAAUAACAAACUGCGCGAUAAGAUCCAGCAGCGCAUGAGGGAGAGCGAGAAUCUGAUAGCCAGCACAUUCGGCCAGAAGCUCAACGACAACGAUCAUCCUGACGAUGACAAGCGGGACAGCGUUGGCAACUCGUACUCCUCGAGUAUUCACGAACACGAACAGCUAUCUGCGUCGGCCGCAUCGAAUAGAGAUCAGGAGUCCUCGCCGGGGCACAAGAACAAGAUGAACUCGACUUUGGGUGGUCUACAUAAGGCGCUGUCCAACUUGUUGCACAGCAACGGCAAGCAUGAUCAUAACGGUUCCGCUCCGAUGAAACUGCUGGCGGAAUUGGCCUGCGCCCGAGCUCCGACCUCCACAUCGCCGGAGAACACCACGAACAGCAGCAGGAAUCAUCAAUCGGUGAAAAUGGUCGCGGCGGCUGUUGCAGCGGCGGCCGCAGCUGCAGCGGCGGCGGCGGUGGCGGCCAAGGACACCCCGAUUUCCCCAAAGAAACCGACGAAGGACUCGUUGACGAAGAAGACGAGGAACCCGAUUAAGGAGUUGUUCGAGCGCAAGAAGGAGAUAAACGACAGAAAGGCUGCGCUCGCUGAAUUUAACGUGCAAAAGCAACGCAAGUCGAAGAAGAACAAGAAACAACAGCGACCGGAGUUCCCGUUGAUCCGUAGGAGCGAGCACUGUGGCGGCCUAACAGAGAAGAAGAAACGCCGCGAUUCCCUCGAUCGGAAAGUGGAGUCGGAGAGGAUAAAGGACGUGUACGAAUUUGACGAGGAGGAGAGUCAGAUGGCGCCCACUCUAGGUAGCGUCAUGUCCUACAGGAGUCAAGUGGACAAGAGUUUCGAGACCAACUGGUCGAAGAUGAAAAAUAUCGACGGGGACUUGGACGCCGUCUUGGAGAACGGCAAGACGAAUUACGUCACGGACACGAAAUUGAACGCUAUGAUUAACCGUAAAUUCCAAGAGCUAGAGAAGUUUGCGCCAAAGACGAAGGGCGCUCUGAAAUUGUUCCAGAGCGAGGAGCAGCAGCAACGGUUUGCCGAGCCGAUUACCGGACCAAUGGACGAGUUCGUAGAAAGGAAGCAGCAACGCAUGAAACGGCCCAUAGAGCAUACCGUCAAGCAAUCCGGCAAGAUCAAGAAACGAGGUAAAAGCUUGAAGAAGCGAGUAAGAAACGCGUGGUACGAGAACGACAGCUCGGACGAAUUCAGAACGGCCGCGAAGACGGAGGACGUCGGCGUCGGCAUUUCGAAGAGUCAACGCUCGUGCUCGAAGGGCAAGCAGAAUCUCUUCGCGGAGCUGUCGACGUCGUCCGAGAGCGAGUACGAGCGGGACGACGUCGAUUGUGCAAUCGCGAACGAGCAACGAGCUUCGUUAAAAUCGCGAAAGGGUCUGAAGAAACUGUUCGACGUCGACGUCGACGAGACGGAUGAUCAACAACGCACGGUUAACGAAUCUGAAUUCGACAACGAGAAUCAAGUUGCGAGCAACUGGAAUCAAGCGGUACAGGAAGAUGCUAUAAAGAACGAUCACGACGCUGCGAAAUCUGAGUCAGAAUUAUCGGAUCGUUCGCUGGUGAUCGACGAGAGGAAGAUAACUGACGAGGCGAGGAACAGCGACGACGACGCGGAUAAUCAAUACGAGAGAACAUUUGAGCUGGACGAUUUAUAUAGAGAAGACAGUUCGGACGCAGAUACAGAGGCCGAGGAGAACGAAGAGCCGACCACCGAGGAGGCGAAGAACAGAGCUGGAACGCAAGCGUCGGAUGAAAAUGCGACUUUGCAGACGAAACUUGCUUCUACGAACGCGAAAGACGAUUGUACGCCAGAGAAUGAACUGAUUUCCUUGGAAGAAGCUUUAGAUCUCCUGGAUCAACAUGAGAAUCUCGAGUCAAAGGCUGAGAAUGUACGUGCAGAAAAUGAUAUUGUAAACGGUACCAUGGACGAGGCUUCUAACGAUGAAAUUGUUAAUGAAGAAACGGAGAAUAAAUGUCCGAUAUCUCCUAUAGAGAUGCGAGAUGAAAAGGAAGAAGCAGAUGACGAUGUCCCAGCAUUGCCCGAGAAACUGUCCAGCAACGAGAAACCGCAGAAAGAAUCCGACCACAAUCUUCCUCUUCACGUGUUCCUCAGCAGAAAGGUGCAGGAAUCGAAAAAAAGGAAGCAACAACAGUUGGACAAGCUACGAGAGGAGCAAGAGAGGAUACUCUUGGACUUUCAGCCGACCAGGAGACAGAGAAAGUGCGCGGUGGGCAAGCAAGGUCUGCUGGCGGAGAUAAGCAGCUCUGACGAGGAGACAAUGUAUGUGAGAGACAACAGCAGGAAAGGCGAUCACGACAAAUCGCGUAAGAAGAGAGAGUCCAAGGAAAAAAGAAAAGAAAGGUAUCUCGAAAAGAAGCACGAACAGAUGAUUGCCAAGGAGCAGAAAGCGAUUGAAGAGGAGAUUCUGCGAGAGGUCGGCAAGAGGAAAGAGAUCCUCGCACAAAACGUGGACGAUGCCGCAUCGAAUACCAAUGUCGCAGAGACGACAGUUUCCGGGCAGAAAAAGAAACACCAGACGAAGCAGGAUAAGCAUAAAAAAAGUAGCGACGAGAAUACCGCAGAAAACGCAAUGUACAUGAGUCCGUCUUCUCACGACGGCUCAGAGGACAAUCAUAACAGAUCGGACCGUGCCUUCUCUACUGUGGAGAGUAGCACGGAGAACAACGGCCAUCCGUCGCCAAAACGAAGGAAACUCUCGAGAUCGCCAGCGAAGUUGAAGAAAGUUUCCAAAUCCGAGAACGGAAAGAUACCGACGAGCAAGAAGAGCAAGGAGCCAACCGCGACUGCGGAGAAAUCCAAAAAGACGUGCGCGGGCAACAAGGACUCUAAGGAGCGCAGGUCGUCCAGCGGAAAGCGCGACUCCGACGACGAGGAGUUAAAGACCACCAAGUCGUGGAACAAGGUCGAGGAAGGCGUCGGGGUUGCGAUCGGCCGCCGGAAACGCAGCGCUGCCCAGCAAUUAUACUACUGGUCCAGUUCGAGCGACGAGGAGGAGGCGCCGGAACCGAUCCCGGCACCCGAGGAGGAGGACGAUCGGCAGGAGCAGCACGGAUGGAUAGUGGGCGACUCUCACAAGCGGAUGAUUACGAUGCUGGCAAUGGAGAAGCAGCUGAAGGAGAAGCGACGUAGGAGCGAGGACGAGUUCGAGCCCGGCAAAGCGAAGAGCAAAAAGCAUCGGAACAGCACCUCUUGAUACGUGUUUCACGAUUAAACGAGCGCGAUAGACGCGACGACUACGUUAUUCUAUAUGUAAAUUGUGAAUGUGAAUCGACGAGAAAGUGGAGACCGGCAAAAUCCAUCUCUACGUUUCUCCUUAAUGAGAAUUUAUUACGUUCUGUAUCUCUCGCGAUGAUUUCUUCGCGAUCAUGCGUGGCAGAUUCGUGUUAGGUAGAUAGAAAACAGUGGACAAGUGUGAUCUCCGAUCAGAAAAGUAUUUGUGUUCGAUCAUUAUUCUUCUUUUCCCGCUUCGUGUUUCUUAGCGAGUGUAUUGAUCGAGUGGACGUGAUUCGAGACUGAGGAAGGAAAGAUAUAAAAUGUACAUAGUUGCUUGGCGUUAUAGAUUAGCGAUUAGCAGAGGCAUCCUCCCCUGUUGCGAUCUAAGAAACAUAUAUGUAUAAAUAUAAAUUCGCGCUCUUAUAAAUACCGGAAGAUAUAGACUGAAAGUGAGAGAAGUAGCGGAAAGUGAAGAAAGCACUUUUAGACAAUACUAGAACAUUUGUAACGUUUAGUUGUACGUAGGAGGGGUCUCCCACGAGAGAAAGAGAGAGAACCGAGUGAGGUGAAGAAACGGGGGGAAACCAGUCACAGUCGCUUAUUUAGGAAAGGACAACGUAAAACCGGGUCCAAUCGAGUUUUAGCGCUUCUACCAGCUUUUUUCGUGAUUCGUAAACCAUAUUUCUUCGUAUUCUUGCAUAUUCUUACAUGUUCGUACGUAUUCUUACAUAUCGCAAUGAAUGAGGUAAGAAGAGAAAGAAUCUUCCGGGUAAAAUGUUCGGGACAAGAAAUAUCGCGUUCGAGGAGCUCGAGUGCUCGCUACGGGCGAACGGAAGAGGCGAAUCUUUCUUGAACCUUUUGCACAUUAUUUUUACGAAUUUUCUAGAUCUCAAAGCUUGCGUGCGCGCGGCCAACCGUGAAGCCACGCGUGUUCGUGGAGAAAACGGAUGCUUUAUUGAUGAAACGCGAACAUUACUUUUUUUUCCUUUUCGUACUCGCCUCGUGCACGUAGGACAUAAGUAUGUAGAUUUUCAUAUAUUACGAGAAAAUGUUGUAUAUGUUAUAAGCAAGUGACAGGAAAAAAACACAAACGGUUAUAGACUUUAAAUGUAAAUGUACUGCCAUAAUCAUAUAUGUAUAUCAUAAUAUAUAUAUAUAUAAUUAUAUAUGU